AUGGAUAGAAAACGACUCCUGCACGAUGACCAUGCCGAGACAAGCUCCUCUUACCCGACAAAGCGGCAGAGGACUUUGACUAACGACCUGGGCAACACUAUCCACGAGCCGCAAAACAGAUCGCCUUCGCACGAUGAUUACACCAUCGCCUGGAUCUGCGCGCUGCAUAUAGAGAUGGCAGCAGCCCGUGCCAUGCUCGACGAGAUUCACGAAGACCUGCCUCGAUAUGCGAACGACAGUAACACCUACAUGCUUGGCAGCAUCAAGCAACAUAAUAUCGUCAUCGCAUGCUUGCCAACAGCACAGUACGGGACGAAUAAUGCGGCGAACGUAUUGACCCAUUUGAUCCGGACCUUUCCGUCAAUUCACUUAGGUUUGAUGGUGGGGAUCGGAGGCGGGGUACCGAGCAUGGCCGAUAUCCGUCUGGGCGACAUCGUAGUGGGAACGAGGGUGAUGCAGUGUGAUCUAGGGAAGAUUGUCGAGGACGGACAGAUCUGGCGGACAGCAACUCCAAGGAUUCUUCAACAUCAGGUUGGCACACUUGUGUCCACUUUGCGUUCAACACAUGAGCUGGAGCCCAGUCAAGUCCCAUCCAUCCUGGAGGAGAGGCUCGAGGAAUACCCUGAGUACGGUCGACCGAGCUUACCAGAUUACCUCUUCCAUGCCUCGUAUGAUUAUGUAUCUUCAACGCCAAGCUGCGACGGUUGCGACGACUCGAAGCUAGUUCCACGAACAAGGCGGGUGUCGGGCGAUCCGCUGAUCCAUUACGGUGCUAUCGCCUCAGGGAACCAAGUCAUGAGAAGCGGCACUGCCCGGGACGAUAUUGCUCGAGAACUGGAUGUUAUAUGUUUCGAAAUGGAGGCUGCUGGCCUGAUGGAUAUUCUACCUUGCCUUCCAAUUCGGGGCAUCUGCGACUACUCGGAUUCUCACAAAAGCAAAGAAUGGCAGAGGUACGCAGCAGCAACUGCCGCUGCAUACGCCAGAGAACUAUUAUCAGUACUCUCCGUAGCCGAAAUACAGGCAAAAGCUACCUACAUGCCCAAUUCUCACUCAUCGAACGAUCAUCGGCGGCGCUUGUUGGAUUCCCUCAGAUGGUUCCUCAACCACCCCGACUAUCGAGCAUGGCUUGAUCCCGGGAGGUUAGAGCAGCAUCGUGGCUUUUUGUGGAUUAGUGGUAAGCCGGGUGCUGGCAAGUCGACUAUUAUGAAGUUCAUAUACUUGAGCAUGAAGAAGAAAGACCGCGCCCAGCAUGCCAUCACUGCUUCCUUUUUCUUUAACGCUCGGGGCGACUACUUGGAAAAGUCCAUCUUGGGCAUGUAUCGAUCAUUACUGCACCAGCUACUCGAACGGUAUCCUGAUCUCCAAGGAGUUUUAGAUGAUCCGGACCUUACUCCCCAUAGUCAGGAUGGCUGCCCUACUUUAAGUGUUCUCAAGGACCUUUUCCGCAAUGCAGUUUCCUCUCUCGGUCAGCGCUCAUUUACUUGUUUUAUCGAUGCUCUCGAUGAGUGUGAUGAACAACAAGUUGUGGACAUGGUCCAAUACUUUGAGGAGCUGAUAGAGCAAUCUGCGAAGGGCACCCUGCUCCGAAUCUGUUUCUCCAGUCGACAUUAUCCCUACAUUGUGUUACGACAGGGGAUCCGGUUGACGCUGGAAGACCAGACAGGCCACGCUGAAGACUUGGAAAACUACAUCGGAAGCCGCCUCCGAAUCAACGACCCUGCACUUGUCGAAGAGCUGCAACCCCAGCUUCUUGAGAAGGCUGCUGGUGUUUUUCUGUGGGUUGUCCUCGUUGUCGAAAUUCUCAACAAGGAAUAUCGACAGGGUGGACUGGCUCUGCGGAAGAGACUAGCAGAAAUCCCCAGCCGCUUGAGCGAACUGUUCAAGGAUAUCCUGAGGCGCGAUAAUGAGAAUAUGGAACACCUCCUGCUCUGUAUUCUCUGGAUCCUUUACUCAAAGCGGCCUCUACGACCAGAAGAAUUUUACCAUGCUCUUUGGUCUGGGCUAUCACUCAAGGACCUGGCCGAUUCGGAUAUUCCAACUGUCACUGGCCCAGAUGCUAGUAGCUGCAUUGAGAGAUAUAUUAUCAGCUCCUCAAAAGGGCUAGCUGAGAUCACAAAGUCUAAGCAGCAGCCAACAGUUCAAUUCAUCAAUGAGUCCGUACGAGACUUCCUCAUCAAAGAUAAGGGUCUUCAUGAACUUUGGCCGGAUCUUGGAUUUGACUGGGCGAUUCCAAGUCAUGAGAGGCUCAAGCAAUGCUGCAGUGCCUACAUAGAUAAUCACUUGGCGCGCAUUUCUUUGGUAAACUCCAACAAGCAAGGGGAAAUCUCAAAGCAAUUCCCAUUUUUAGAGUAUGCCAGCUGCCAUGUGCUCUCCCACGCCGACAUUGCAGCAAGAGCGAUUUCUCAGGAUGAAUUCUUAACCAAGUUUCCUACUUCUGAUUGGAUCACUAUCAUCAAUCGGUUUGAAAGGUACAAGGCCCGCCAAUAUACUCCUGAUGCAAGUCUUCACUAUAUUCUUGCAGAUAAGGGAUUCGCGGAGCUCAUCCGCACAAGGCCCAAGAAACACCCGUGCAUUUACUUGCCGGAGGAGAGAUACAAGUAUCCAUUGUUUGCUGCUUUGGCCAACGGCCACAAGCAUGCAGUUGCUGCUCUCUUCGAUCUGUCUUCAAGCUUCUACAAUGGGGUAGAUAUUGCAGAAGGUCUGACGUGCAGGAAAGAUUUCACUGGCUAUAAAGAUCGAACCCCACUAUCUUGGGCUGCCCAGAAUGGCCGAACUAGCAUUAUUGAGCUGCUUCUCCAGGGCAGAAUAACCGUCACGGAGGCGGAUAAGGGGGGCCGAUGGCCACUCUCACGGGCCUCAGAAAAUGGUCAUGAAGCCACGGUCAGGCUCCUUCUCGAGAAGGGAGCAGAUGUCAAUGCAAGCGACAACAACGGCCGGACACCACUCUACUGGGCCUCAGAAAAUGGUCAUGAAGCUACAGCCAGGCUCCUUCUCGAGAAGGGAGCAGAUGUCAAUGCAAGCGCUCAGGAUGGCCGGACACCACUCUCUCGGGCCUCAUGGAAGGGUCAUGAAGCCACAGUCAGGCUCCUUCUCGAGAAGGGAGCAGAUGUCAAUGCAAGCGCUCAGGAUGGCCUAACGCCACUCUACUGGGCCUCAUGGAAUGGUCAUGAAGCUACAGCCAGGCUUCUUCUCGAGAAGGGAGCAGACGUCAAUGCAAGCGAUAAGGAUGGCCAAAUACCACUCCAUUGGGCCUCAUGGAGUGGUCACGAAGCCAUGGUCAGGCUUCUCAUCGAGAAGGGAGCAGACGUCAAUGCAAGCGAUAAGGAUGGCCGCACACCACUCUAUCGGGCCUCAUGGAAUGGUCACAAAGCCACGGUCAGGCUUCUCACCGAGAAGGGAGCAGACGUCAACGUGCGUGACGCAAGUGGAUGGACAGCCCUU
Ilyonectria robusta is the source of this 3441-nucleotide messenger RNA. RefSeq lists its product as uncharacterized. Gene Ontology annotation, molecular function: catalytic activity; protein binding. The transcript has 3 exons. The annotation marks the transcript as partial. Gene Ontology annotation, biological process: nucleoside metabolic process. The record is from RefSeq and is a predicted model, not a curated record. Lineage: Eukaryota; Fungi; Ascomycota; Sordariomycetes; Hypocreales; Nectriaceae.